Messenger RNA from Heterobilharzia americana, 1404 nucleotides. Lineage: Eukaryota; Metazoa; Platyhelminthes; Trematoda; Strigeidida; Schistosomatidae. The record is from the annotation of a GenBank genome assembly.
AUGGAACAAAUUAGUGAGCAUUCAACUAGCAUAUACCAUGAUACUGUUUCCAUUGGUGGUGGUUCAUCCUUUCCAAAACUUCCGCCUCAAACCCGAGGAUGGUCAGAUGCAAAUGAUCCGGGCUCAGAGUCACUGGUUGUUGAGAUUUCUGGAGCGAUGAGUGAUAAAGACCGUGUUCUUUUUAAAAUUCACACAAAGACUACAUUACCUGACUUCAAACAGAACGAAUGCAAUGUACAGAGAAUGCAUGAAGAAUUUGUAUGGCUUCAUGAUCACCUGGUUGAAAAUGAUGCAUACGCAGGCUUAAUAGUUCCACCAGUUCCUCCUAAACCAGAUUUUGAUGCUUCUCGAGCUAAGUUACAAAGGUUGGGUGAAAAUGAAGGUAAUCUACCGAAAGAGGAUUUACAGAAAAUGAAGGCUGAACUAGAAGCUGAAUACUUGGCUACCUUUAAAAAAACAGUUGCAAUGCACGAAGUCUUUCUUCAAAGAUUAGCUUCUCAUCCAACAUUUAAGCAUGAUCAUGGUUUUCGUGUUUUCUUGGAAUUUGAAGAAGAGUUAAAUGUACGAAAUAAAACACGAAAAGAGAAGGCAGCCGACUUUUUUAAAUCUGUUUCAAAAUCAGCUGAUGAAACUUUAUGGUUAAAUAAUCAAAAAGAUAAUGAUAUAUUCUUUCGUGAAGAGAAAUGUAUUCUAGCUGGUUAUCAUUCUGCUGUGAAAGAUGCUACAACAGCAGCUGACUUAGCUUCAAAAUGUCGAAAAACAAUUGCAAACAGUCUAUUACGUACUGAGUUAGCUUUAUCUAAUGUAAUCCCAAAAGAGUGUUUUAUAAGCUCAGAAACAGAUCUGACAACUCUCCUCACUAAUUUCUUCGAAAGUUAUCAAAAAAUUUUAGUCCGUUUGGGUUCAGAUGAAGAUUUAAAAUUGUCCGAUACACUUCGAUAUUAUGCAAUAGAUACAGGAGCUGCUCGUGCUCUCCUUUAUCGUCGAUGUCGUGCUCUUGCAGAUUAUGAAACAGCCAAUCGUAAUCUUGAUAAAGCAAGAGCACGUAUGAAAGAUGUUCAAGCAGCGGAAGACGCACAAACAGCGGCGAAUGAACGAUUCAAAUCUAUCUCUGAAUCAGCUAAACUUGAAUUGGAAGAUUUCAAAGUUCGUCGAAUAAAAUACUUUCAUAAGAAUUUACUUGAUCUUGCCGAACUGGAAGUGAAACAUGCGAAAUCACAAGUGGAAGUAAUUAAAUCAACAUUGAUACGUCUAAAGUCAAUAACUCCUCCUAUCAUAAAAUCUCCUAACCUACAAUCAAUGAUUCAUUUACACAAUAGUAAUAUUUCAACAAAUAAUAAUAAUAAUAAUAAUAGUACACAUUCAAGUUCUUCAUCAGAGUCGAAAUUUAAUGCAAUCGACUGA